AGUUGAGGGAAGGCGGGUGGUGUGUCCCUGACGUCAUAUCGGCCGCCUGGCUCCCAUUGGCUGGACGGCCUCACCAGACUGAAAUGUUGUUCCUGGGGCUACUCGAGGAAGCUCCUCGGCCGCCGCCGCCCCCGCCUCCUCAUCCGCCAGGGCGAGGGGAGGCGAGGCGGCUCAGAGUGGCGGCUCGCCCUGCGGCUGCGGAACCUAAUGGAGAAACCUGUGUCCAGACUGGAGGAUCAUACCUGGAGUUGUUCCUGUACUGUCAGAGGAAGGCAUAAAACCCCCUUAGGUGGAACUGCUACAGGGCUGGCAGCCAAGGUGGGCGAAAUGCUGAGCUCUUCGGUGGCAAGCUCUCCUCUGACGCUAGUGGGCCACAGAACGCGGCACCCAAGCAGCCCCAGCCUUGGCAGUGGUGCCAGCACUUUGAACUUGAGUAGGGACGUCGUGCAACGGAGCCUGGUGCUCUUUCUUGUGGGCACUUUCCUGGCGCUGGUGCUGAACUUGCUGCAGAUCCAGAGGAAUGUAACCCUCUUUCCGGAGGAAGUCAUGUCUACAAUCUUCUCCUCUGCCUGGUGGGUGCCCCCUUGCUGUGGGACAGCAGCAGCUGUUGUUGGCUUGCUGUAUCCCUGCAUUGACAGUCAUCUUGGAGAGCCUCACAAAUUCAAGAGAGAAUGGGCCAGUGUAAUGAGAUGUAUAGCAGUCUUUGUUGGCAUUAACCACGCAAGUGCUAAAUUGGAUUUUGCAAACAACAUUCAACUCUCCUUGACACUGGCAGCUCUGUCACUGGGUCUCUGGUGGACGUUUGAUCGCUCAAGAAGUGGUCUUGGUCUUGGAAUCACAAUAGCUUUUGUAGCUACCCUGAUCACCCAGUUUCUUGUUUAUAAUGGUGUUUAUCAGUAUACUUCCCCAGAUUUCCUUUACAUUCGGUCUUGGUUGCCAUGUAUAUUUUUCUCAGGAGGUGUGACUGUCGGAAACCUCGGGCGACAGCUGGCUAUGGGUGUUCCUGAGAAGCCUCACAGUGACUAAGUGUUUGGAUCUGCCAUGCCUGCGUGAAGGCAAAGUGAAGAUCGGCUCUUGUCUGAACUAGGACAUUUCUCUUCUCAAAUAACCUGUGUAGGCUCCCUGUGCACAGGCGAAGACACAUUUAUUCACUUUGGAGUGUCCAAGAGCUUACCUUGACUUUUCAGCAAAGCCUCUGUGCUUGGCUGUUCUAGGGAAGAAUUGUGUUUUGACUGAACAUUUAACAAGUUGUGUUUGGGGACAAUUCUCCAAAGCACAAGGUUCCAGUUGAAGUCAUUGAAACAGCUGCCAUAUUUCAAAGCCUUGAAACAAAACUUGAUUACAAGCUUUGUACAAGUGCCCAAAGAGAGUUGACGGGUGCUGAAAGGUGAAGUACUUGGAUGAGUUUAAUAGGAAUAGUAUUUAUCCAAAUGUCCUUUUAAGAUAGGGUUUAAAAAUAAAAGUGAUCAGAAUACAAAUACAAUUCAGAUGUUUGGUCAGAACAGUGACCCUGGCACAGUUCUUGGGAAGUCCUCUUCUGCUGGGGAAAAGGUGCAAGGCCCCUAGCUAGUUCAAUAGAACAUGCACAGGAUAACUGAUUUGGAGUGCUACUUUGACUUGGGAUUUUUUUCUUUUUGAGCAUCCAAUCUCCAGUCAGGUGGACGGGGGGUGGGGGAGAGACUGAUUUGUAGACAGAGAAGCAAUAAGUCUUUCAGCUGCUCAUCUGAUUCCAUGGCCCCUUACUUGUGUCCUGCUGUUGGAGGCACCAGCCAAAAUCAAGUUGUGUUUACUCAUGUACUUCACUGUAUCUCUGGGCAGGUCCUUAGAUACUUUACUGAUGAAAUCUGUCCUCAAGUGUUUUACCAGCAAAAGAGAGAAUUCCUGUGUGACUUCCAUUGAGCAUUCAGGGAGCCUGGAAUGUUUAGAGGCCCAAACAGUAGCUGCUGUGAAAGGAGCAGAGCCGGCCAAAAGUAUUAUUUGAUGCUUCAUGGACAUGAGCCCUGUUUUACAGUAUCUUUUGAAGAGAUCACUACUUUGUGGAUGAAUUGUUUUUAACCCUAUGGAACUUGCAAUCUGUGAUUGCCUUGUAAAGAGUGCUUUUGUCGCUGAAUUAAACAUCUGGUGUUUCUAAAUAGUUCAUGGUGAGCACAAUAGUCAUUUUAAUGAUAUAGACUGUAGUCGACCUAAUUUAACAAGUGUUGGGUCUCAACAUGUUAAGUGCAAUGUACAGUUAAGGUAAAUCUGAGCCUUGUAAUCUCCUCUUUAAUAUUCAUUGUUUGAGGAUAUUAAAAGGAAGGGUUUUGAAUUCAUUUCAGUGCUGCUUGGAGGCAAAAAUCAGCAAUAACUUGGCUAGUAAUUCUAAUUUAUACCUUUACUAAACCCUUUUAAAGAAAUAUUCCAGUUUCGUAGUUAUGGUACAUGCGAUUUCGUACUGCGCUACCCUUUUUGUGUUAGGCACUUACAUUUCCCUUUGUUUCCAACCUUGUAUCGCUUCCAGUCUAGUCCUCUGUUAGACUGUAAGCCGGAGAACUUCCUUCAGGGUCAGUUUCUGUUCCAAGUAAUCACCUAAAACAUUUCUCAGGCUGCUUGGGCCCUGGUCUUCUUUAAAUCCCCCCACCCCAACCUACUGGUAUCCUUUGCUUUCUGACAUGCAAGUGCACAGAACAUGGGCACAAGGCUGUGUGGAUUGGGGCACUGAUCAAGAAUAGCAUUGGAAGAAGCUCUCAAGGUGGUCAGCCAGGGCAGGAGAUGAUGGGGAGGAACUAUGGUAGCUGGAAACACCCAUAUACUCAAGUCUCUCCUUUUGUGGUUAGCAUAGCAGUUGUAGUGACUGCCAGGCUUUCUUCCACUGCUGAGAAGAAAGUGCCUCUUGCACUGUCUGAUGCAGGGCCUUUUCCUCUCCCCCCCCGCCCUUGAAAUUUAGCUCUUUGCCUUGCCAGGGGUACAGUUUGAGAUGCACUGCCAUAAAGUGUUUUUGGAACAUAUUUAAAUGCUGUAGCUGUGUCUCUCUUUUUAUUUUCUUAAAAUGAAGAGGUAGGGAAGACUUCAAGCAGUAAUGUGCAAGCUACUUGCUCUGGAGGAGUUCUAUUGAAGUCUGUGGUAUUAAGGAAUAAUAAAAAUGUAAGUUGCAGCCUUAAAGCCUAGCUUUUGAGACUAUUGGUUUUUAGAGACUUGGCAAUUUUGCUGAAUGCAAGUAGCAUUAUGGUGAACUUAAUGUUCUUUACCAGUGUAAGCAGUUCAGUUUCAAUGGUAUUACUCAAAUGAGUAUGCCCAUAUGAUCAUGUCUGCAAGAUGGAAACAGACAAAUGCACUGUCUUUUCUAGCUUCAGUUUGAAAUGCCAUCACACAGGAGGUGAACUGCUUUCCUAUACCAGAUGUAACUAAAGAGGACAAUUAUAACUGUAAAUAUGUAAUCAUGAAAUCAGUAAGUAUUUGUAAAGGUCUAAAAUGAAAUCUAUGUUUCAACAAGGCAGCCAAAAUUAUAUGUUAGAAGUUCAAUCUUGCCAAUACUUGUAAGUACCUGAACCAAAGUGAUCGGAGUUUGUGUUACGAAGAAGUGGGGAUGGGGGUGUGUGGGGAGGUCUUGCACUAUUCUGGAUUGGAAUCAUAUGAUUCUCAGACUCGGUAGGCUUUCAACAGUGUGUUUUGAUUUUUUUAAAAAAGAAAAUUAAAGGUUUAAAACACCA
This is a messenger RNA of Hemicordylus capensis (graceful crag lizard), 3686 nucleotides long. RefSeq names its product insulin induced gene 1 (gene INSIG1). The record is from RefSeq and is a predicted model, not a curated record. The transcript has 6 exons. Gene Ontology annotation, biological process: cholesterol biosynthetic process; cellular response to insulin stimulus; SREBP signaling pathway. Lineage: Eukaryota; Metazoa; Chordata; Lepidosauria; Squamata; Cordylidae. Gene Ontology annotation, cellular component: endoplasmic reticulum; SREBP-SCAP-Insig complex. Bases 208 to 1026 code for a protein of 272 amino acids.